Molecule: messenger RNA, 3249 nt
Organism: Nyctereutes procyonoides (raccoon dog)
Lineage: Eukaryota; Metazoa; Chordata; Mammalia; Carnivora; Canidae
Gene: WDPCP
Product: WD repeat containing planar cell polarity effector
Exons: 18
Coding region: 1-2223 (740 amino acids)
Biological process (GO): cilium organization; establishment of protein localization; nervous system development
Cellular component (GO): axonemal basal plate
Molecular function (GO): protein binding
Source: RefSeq, a predicted model, not a curated record
AUGAAAGGAAAGCCUCAAAACUUUCAAGUUCUUGGUAAUAGGGGUAAUUAUUUCAAGAACAGAGAUUUCUUCUGCCAUCAGAUGUCUUUCUGCUUGACUGAACUGCACCUGUGGUCUUUGAAGAAUACCUUACACAUUGGGGAUAGAGACAUUGGGAUCUACCAGUAUUACGACAAGAAAGACCCACCAGUAUCACUGACAGAGCAUGGUAACAUAGAAGAAAAGCAGAAGCUGGCAGAAUCACGAGAUUAUCCGUGGACACUCAAAAAUAGACGCCCAGAAAAACUUCGAGACUCACUCAAGGAGUUGGAGGAAUUGAUGCAAAACAGUCACUGUGUGCUGAGCAAAUGGAAGAACAAAUAUGUCUGUCGGCUCCUCUUUGGUUCAGGUGUGCUGGUGUCCUUAAGCCUCUCUGGGCCACAGCUGGAGAAAGUGGUGAUUGACAGAAGCCUGGUGGGGAAGCUCAUCUCUGACUCCAUCAGUGAUGCUCUUCUCACAGACAGUUUCAUCAUCCUAUCAUUUUUGGCACAAAACAAACUAUGUUUUAUUCAGUUUACCAAGAAGAUGGGUUCUCCUGAUACAAACAAAAGACUGGAAAAACUCUCAGCUUUGGAUUAUAAGAUUUCCUAUUACGAGAUACCAGGCCCAGUAAACAGAACAACAGAGCGUCGUCUAGCUAUCAAUUGUGUUCAGGAUAUAGUUGUUUGCUGGUGGCCAUUGGUCAGUGAUGAUGCUUGGCCUUGGGCCCCCAUUUCUCCUGAGAAGGACAGAGCCAAUCUGCUGCUCCUAGGUUAUGCUCAAGGAAGACUGGAGGUUUUGAGUUGUAUCCGCACGGAAUGGGAUCCACUGGAUGUUCGCUUUGGCACCAAACAGCCUUAUCAAGUGUUGACAGUGGAGCGCUCCAUCAGUGUAGACAAAGAGCCCAUGGCUGACAGCUGCAUCUAUGAAUAUGUUCGGAACAAAAUCCAGUGUAUAUCAGUAACCAGAAUACCACUAAGAUCAAAGGCUAUUAGCUGCUGCAGGAAUGUUACUGAAGACAAACUGAUUCUGGGCUGUGAAGAUUCUUCAGUAAUUCUUUAUGAAACUCACCGUAGAGUAACUCUCUUAGCCCAGGCUGAACUUUUGCCUUCAUUAAUAAGCUGCCACCCAAGUGGCGCCAUUCUACUAGUUGGCAGCAACCAAGGGGAGCUGCAAAUUUUUGAUAUGGCUUUAUCCCCUAUUAACAUCCAGCUCUUGGCUGAAGACCGCUCACCCAGGAAGACUCUGCAGUUCAAUAAAUUCUUUGACAUUUCCAGCAGUCUUGUUCAAAUGCAGUGGAUAGCUCCUCCAUUGGUUUCUGAGAAGCCAGAACGUGGGGACAUUUAUGAUCUCCUCUUCCUCAGGUUUGACAGAGGACCUUUGGGUGCGCUUUUGUUUAAGCUUGGUAUUUUCACGCGAGGACAGCUGGGCCUGACAGACAUCAUAUUCCAGUAUAUUCACUGUGAUGAGAUCUACGAGGCAAUAAACAUCCUGAGCAGUAUGAACUGGGACACUCUGGGCCACGAGUGCUUUAUCAGCAUGAGUGCCAUUGUAAACCAUCUUCUUAGACAAAAACUCACUCCAGAGAGAGAAGCACAGCUUGAGGCAAGCCUUGGAACCUUUUAUGCUCCAACAAGACCACUCCUGGAUACAACCAUAUUGGAAUAUAGAGACGAAAUCAGCAAAUAUGCAAGAAGAUUCUUCCAUCACUUGCUCAGGUACCAGAGAUUUGAAAAGGCAUUUCUGUUAGCUGUUGACAUUGGUGCUCGUGACCUGUUUAUGGACAUCCAUUACUUUGCACUAGAUAAGGGUGAAUUGGCACUAGCUGAAGUGGCAAGAAAAAGAGCUAGUGAUAUUGAUGCAGAAUCAAUAACCUCUGGAGUUGAACUCCUGGGGCCUUUGGACAGAGGAGAUAUGCUAAAUGAAGCUUUUGUUGGUUUAUCUUUACCUCCUCAAGGAGAAGACAAAUUUCCAGAUAACCUCCCUCCCUUUUGUUCAGUCCAUAAACAUAUUCAACAAAGAACACUGAAUGACUCUUCUAAUAGACAAGUACUUGAUGGAAGAAAUGAACUUGAAAAAGACACUCGUGCUCAAUCUUUGAUGACUAAGACCUGCAAUGAAAAAGGAGAAAUGAGAGAAGACUGCGAAGAACAGGAAAUUGGAGAUGGUGGUUCUCUCAGAAUGGUUCACUUUGGCUUGGUGUAAACAAUAAGAAACUUUCUUUUUACUUAAAAAAAAAAACCUCUAUUUUUCACAUCUAAACUUUUUCAUGGCAUGAUACAGAUUAAAAUCUCCCUAUACAGAUUAAAAAGAGGAAAGACAGUAUGAGUUAUUUAAGAGUUUUAAACUCAAAGUAUUCCCACAGUAAACUUUUAUUACUUUCAAAAACAUGUAGUGUAACAGCAGUGAUCCUAAGUAAAAGUCCUUAAUUUAUUUUCAAUAAUGUAAAAUUUUGGAAGUUUCUUAAAUUGUACAUUAUUAAGUGCUUAAAAACUAAAGUAUUUAAACUUGGUUCUCUCAAGUAUUUUAAACAUUUCUUGUGAUCUUAUUUACAUUAUUAAUUUGCAUUAUGAAUAAGAUAAUUAUUAAGCAAAAAUUUCCACUCAGACCCAUUGUUGGGAGAUAAUUUUCUAUGGGUCUCUUGAAUUUUUGCCAUGAGGCAAACAAUGUCUCUUGGAGCCAGAUACCAUCUCCCUCUGAAGCACAAGUCAGGCAUGCUUACUGCCAAUUGAAAAGCUUUGUUUUCUUUUUUUGUUAAGAUUUUAUUGGUAAGUAAUCUCUAUGUCCAAUGUGGGGCUCAAACUUACUACCCCAAAAUCAAGAGUUGCAUGCUCCACUGACCAAGCCAGUCAGACUUCCCACCCACUUGAAAAGAUUUAAAGCAUCCUGAGCUCAGAGUUCCUAUCUUUUACAUAGCCCACUGAGUGUGCAGGUAUCAUCAGACCCUCUUUGUAUCACCCCGUGGGAAUGUGCUUAGAAAUCAAUGCCCCUCACCAAAAAUUGACACUCCAGCUGUUAUUACUAUGAGUAAUAAACUGUCUUUUGUUUCUGAUUCUGGAGUCUCAUGUCUCCUACCAGCAUGAAACUGUUAACUUCGUAACUUGUUAGCUUACAAGUACAGUAAAACUCUCAAACCCUUCACAGUUCUUGACACCCAUUCAUUAGCAGAUAACAUGUAUUUUACAACAUUAAAUGUCUAUAAUAAUCAACAUCUUUUUCAAAUGUCAUAUA